UGUCAAUACUGUUGUGUAACAUUUUAGGUUAUGUUAUGUUAUCAAAGAUUUGACUUGUUUAGUUAUUUGGGGCUCUUCUGAUUUUAUUUAAAAAAGCUUCUUUUGAGCCUUAUACUUAUCUCUAUAUCAAGAAAUUUUGGUCCCUUAUCCUCAAAAAAAUGGCAGCCAACGUAACUAAGAAAGUAGGACUAUUCAAGAGGCUUUGGAAUGAUGUCCCUGAAAUAGUUGGAAGUGCCGCUUUUGCCAUUGUUGGCUUAGGGUUAACGAUAACGGCAAAUAUACUAUACAUCAAGAAAGAUGGUGAUAAUAGGCCUUACAAACCAUUUUACACAGUGUAUCGUCAUGAUGAUCCCCGAGUCUCAACUCUAAAAACCUCUUGUGAAGAAACUAGCAGUGUAUAAAGAAAAAAACAAUAAAUGUAAUUGUAGUAGUUUUUAUUUCAUAAUAUAUACAGUUUGAUUAAAUAAAUAUUGGUUAAUAA
Molecule: messenger RNA, 481 nt
Organism: Anthonomus grandis grandis
Lineage: Eukaryota; Metazoa; Arthropoda; Insecta; Coleoptera; Curculionidae
Gene: NdufA3
Exons: 2
Coding region: 159-401 (80 amino acids)
Source: RefSeq, a predicted model, not a curated record